Molecule: messenger RNA, 1338 nt
Organism: Dothidotthia symphoricarpi CBS 119687
Lineage: Eukaryota; Fungi; Ascomycota; Dothideomycetes; Pleosporales; Dothidotthiaceae
Product: general substrate transporter
Exons: 5
Coding region: 1-1338 (445 amino acids)
Biological process (GO): carbohydrate transport; transmembrane transport
Cellular component (GO): membrane
Molecular function (GO): carbohydrate:proton symporter activity
Source: RefSeq, a predicted model, not a curated record
AUGAAGUAUGUCAAGCAGGAGUAUGGACGUAAAUCUCACCACAUCCUGCUUAUCGGCCACUUCGCGCGCGUCACUGACACCAGUCGCAGGCCCCUCAAGUGUCGCAGAUGCCUACCAUGGCCAUAUGUACGCAACCUGGGAGCAAUCGCUCAUCGUCUCGAUUCUCUCCGCUGGAACCUUCUUAGCGCACUCUUCGCCGGCUCGCUCGCAGACUGGAUCGGCCGUCGGUCCACUAUCAUCUCGGGGUGUGAUAUCUUCUCUCUCGGCGUCAUCUUCCAAGUCGCUUCUACAACCGUACCCGUCCUCGUCGUGGGCCGCCUGAUCGCAGACAUCGGCAUCGGCAUCGGAUUCAUCAGUGCCGUCAUAAUUCUGUACAUGUCUGAAGUCGCACCUAAAGGCGUUCGCGGCGCUAUCGUCUCCGGCUAUCAGUUCUGCAUCACCUGGGUUUUUGCGUUGAUCUUGGGGAUUGGCUUGUUCUUCCUCCCCGAGUCGCCGCGUUGGUACGUCAAAUGCAAUCGUCUGGAAGAUGCUGCUUGCGCUCUGAGCACGCUUCGUGGACAGCCCGCCGACUCGCAGUACGUCAAGGAUGAACUCGCGGAACUAGUAGCAAACUACCAGAUGGAGCACAACGUUCAAGCGUCCUGGGUGGACUGCUUCACGGGUGAAUGGAAGCCGUCGAGCAAUCUUCGCCGCGUCGUACUCGGUAUGACGCUGCAGAUGAUGCAACAAUGGACCGGCGUCAACUUCAUAUUCUACUACGGCUCUACAUUCUUCAAAACCGUCGGUAUCCACAACGCCUUCCUCGUCUCCAUGAUCACAUCCGCAGUCAACCCCAUCGAGCAGCCAGGCCGACGCGCCCUCCUCAUCCACGGAGCCAUCGGCAUGCUAGUCUGCGAGUUCAUAAUCGCCAUCGUCGGCACCGUCAACAGCGGCAGUAAAGCCGCUUCCACCUGCCUAAUCGUCUUCACAUGCAUCUACAUCUUCUUCUUCGCGACGACCUGGGGCCCCGCCGCAUGGAUAGUCAUCGGCGAGCUGUGGAAUUUCGUGAUUGGAUUCAUCACCCCCUAUUUGAUGAACGAGGAGUACGGUAACCUCAAGACGAAGGUCUUUUUUGUUUGGGGGAGUACGUGUACGCUGUGCGUGCUCUUUGCGUACUUUUUUGUUCCCGAGACAAAGGGGUUGGCGCUGGAGCAGGUUGAUCGUAUGCUGGAGGAGACGACGCCGCGUGGGUCGAGGAAGUGGGUGCCGUGUGCGAUGUAUGCUGGUCGGGAUGAGGCUUCUCUUGGCCGGGGCGGGAAGACUGGUAGCCUGGGUGCUGCUCAGCGGGAGUUUCGCUAG